This is a messenger RNA of Phascolarctos cinereus (koala), 1947 nucleotides long. RefSeq names its product zinc finger CCHC-type containing 17 (gene ZCCHC17). Gene Ontology annotation, molecular function: RNA binding; zinc ion binding. Lineage: Eukaryota; Metazoa; Chordata; Mammalia; Diprotodontia; Phascolarctidae. Gene Ontology annotation, biological process: RNA stabilization. The record is from RefSeq and is a predicted model, not a curated record.
UUCCUGUGAGGACUACUUUGGUUAACUUUUCCUCGCUUCCUCUUAUUGGGUCGGAAGCCGGGCUGUCUCCGCGAGAAUCAAUCUACGGUUGGUCAUUGCGUCCGGGGAGACGGUGCCUGAGCGCGCGGUGCCUGAUGGGCGGCGGCUAACGGAUUGGCUGUGGGGAACGGCGGCCUGGGAUUGGCUGCGCUCAGAGCGUUUCAUGGCGGCUUCCUGUUAGAUCCUGUACCCAGCGGGCUGCUGAUAAAGCAGAGGCUUAAUUGCUUACAAGGGGAAUUGAGAAGUCCAUGAAGCAUUUAGGAUGAACCCAGGAAGACGUGACAGUCUGGAUGACCUGCCUGACCUCUACACUAUCUUCAGAGGAGAGGUUGUUGCAGUGACAGAAUAUGGAGCCUUUGUCAAAAUUCCAGGCUACAGAAAGCAAGGCCUGGUCCAUCGAACCCACAUGUCAUCCUGUCGAGUGGACAAACCCUCUGAGAUAGUGGAUGUCGGUGACAAAGUGUGGGUGAAGCUUAUCGGCCGGGAGAUAAAAGAUGACAAAGUUAAGCUGUCCCUUUCCAUGAAAGUUGUCAACCAAGGGACAGGCAAAGACCUUGACCCCAACAACAUCAUUACUGACCAAGAAGAGAGGCGGAAGAGGUCCUUCAAGGAUUACACAGGGCAGAAGAUCACCCUCGAGGCUGUCCUGAACACCACUUGCAAGAAGUGUGGUUGCAGAGGUCAUUUUGCCAAGGACUGUUUCAUGCAACCAGGGGGCACCAAAUACAGCCUGGUACCUGAGGAGGAGGAGGAGGAGGAAGAAGCAGCUGCAGCAGAAACUGAUGGAGGAGAGAAGUCUGUACAAACAGAAACUACUUCCCGGAAGAGAAAGAAGGGAGAAGAAAUCAGCCUCUUUGCCACUCCAGUCCAUUGUUCCAAUUUCUUCCAAGUGGGGCCAAGCUGAGCAAGUGGACUAGCCUUCCCCAUCUUAACCCUUUCAAUGCCUGAAGACAGCUAUCAUGUCCACUCCCAUCCUUCUGUUCUUCAGGUUCAACAUCCCCAAGUGUUUCUUGGACUAAUUCUCCCAUGACCUCUAAUGCUCUCGCCAUCCUGGUCCUUUGGACAUUGUUUUGGACUUGUUCGAGGUUAAGAAUGUCCUUGUAAAAAAUGUAGUGGCCAGAAAUGAGCACAAUCAAUUACCUAUGGUCUAGCAGGGGCAGUGUAACAGGACUAUCACUUCUCUGGUUUGGGAUACUAGACCCCUCUUCUAGUGCAGUCUAACGUCAAAUUAGCUUUCUUACCAGCCAUGUCAUUUUCUUGACUCACACUGAGUUGGCAGUCCAUGUCCACUAAAAAUCCCUUUGACUUAAAAAAAGCAAACAAACAAACAAACAUGAACUGUUGUCUGGCUAUGCCUCUCCAUCUCAUAGCUGUGCAAGUAAUUUUUAGCCCCCUUUUCAGCUUCUAGAUCAUCCAUAGCCUCCAGAAGAAAUAUGCUUAUGGUAAGAAGCCAAGAGCCCCUAGAACAGUAUAGAAUACAACACAACGAACAUGGAACUGAACUGAACAUAAAAGAACAAGGGAAUGGAACAGCACAGAAUAAAAUAGAAUAGAACGUGAUAUGAUUUAAAAUUAUAUAGUAGAUAUAAUGAACAUCCAAGUGUCUGCUUUAUGUCAACCAUUGUGCUAGACGCUCCCUCUCGGCUAGCUGCUUCCCUGCUGUCUAGCAACAUGUCUACGGCUCCCCAUCCUGAAAAAAAUCCUCACUCUAUCCUUCCACUCCCCUGCCUCCUGCCGGUUAUCACCCCAUAGCUCUCUUCUGUUUGGUGGCUAUACUUUUUGAGAAGACCUUCUAUGAUUGGUGCUUCCAUUUCCUUCCCUUUCACUCUCUUAACUCUCAACAGUAUGGUGUAAAUAAGAAAAUGUAAACAAAUCACUUUGCAAACAUUAAAGCAUUAUUUAAUCCAC